AUGUCGGAGUUACCGUCGUGGGUUAAUGAUCAGAUUAAGAAGGGGGCAUCAUUGUCUGAUUGUUUAGAAAUGUUGAAGUUGUUGAGUGAGAAGGACAGGGAAGAGAGAAAGAUUGAACGGGAAGAGAGACAGGCUGAGCGUGAGAUGAAGAAAGCUGCGUUGGAUCAUGAGUUUAAGGUUAAGGAGUUAGCAUUGAAAGAGGAAGAGUUAAAGGUAGCUAGAGCUAAUGGAGGGAAAUCAAAUGGUAGUUCAUCGGUCCAGAAUUCUCAUGUUAAGCUUCCUAAGUUGGAAGAAGGUAAGGCAUUGGAAGCUUACUCUCGUCUAAGCGAUGGUGAAAGUGGUAAGUAUGAUAAGAUUAAGGAGGCAAUACUCAAACGAUAUGAGUUAACUUCAGAAGCUUAUAGAGAGAAGUUUCGACAGGCAAGGCAACAAUCUGAUGAAUCGUUCAAGGAUUAUCAGGUAUGGGUUCAUGAACAUCGACCAAAGAAUGUUAAGGAAGUGAUCGAUUUGGUUGAGGCCUAUCAAACAGCUCACAAAAGGUUGACGUUCGGAGGGAACCGCAAAAAUGGAACAGAUCGAAAUUCUCAAGGUAAUUUCAAUGUAAAUCAGGGGCAAUUUAAAGCUGAACAAGGAAAAGGCCCGCAGGUCAAAGACAGAGCCUGUUACUAUUGUAAGAGGCCUGGGCAUAUCCAGAGAGACUGUUCUCUUUACAACCGAGGACAGUAUAGAAAACCCGAGGACAAGAAGUUUGGUAAGCUUGGGUUGUGUUUGUCAGAACACGAAAAUAAGCAACAUACAGAGGGGGGAAAACCUGACUUGUAUACAAGUGCAGCGUUGGUCAAACUCCCUGGUGUAAGUACAGGGGAUACAAAAGAUGUAGAUGAUAAUUCAGUACCAGGUUUGGAUAUUUCUAGGGGAAGUGUAGGAGGUAAAGAGGCAACAGUUUUGAGAGAUACUGGUUGUUCAACUGUAUUCGUCCACAGUCGUCUAGUCGAGAAGGAGCAAAUGACCGGGAGAGGAAGGAAGAUAAUUCUUGCUGAUGGGUCCGAGAAACAAUGCCAAGAAGCAUGUGUAGAGAUAGAUACGCCAUUUAUAAAAGGUAAAUUGUUUGCUCUUAUCUUAGAUUCUCCAUUUGCUGACGUCAUACUUGGAAACGUAAUAGACAAGAUCGAGAAAAUGGAAGUUGAGAAACCAGCUGACUGUUUGGCAGUUCAAACAAGAGCACAGACUCGAUUGGAAGCAGAGGAAACGAAGCCUAGACCAAAGAAGACAGAUGAUGGUGAGCUAAAAUUUGACAUUUGUGAUACAGAGACAUUGAUCAAAUUGCAGGAAACUGAUCCUAGCCUGACACGUGUGAGGGAAAUGACAUUUGAAAAGCCAGACGAAGGUCAGUCAUACUACACUCUCAAGGACAAGAUUCUCUACAGGGUAUUUCCUCGUGAGGUAGGAAAUGACAUAUUUCAGUUUGUCCUUCCCCAUAAAUACAGGUCGUUGGCACUUGAAAUGGCACAUGACAUUCCUAUGUCGGGUCAUAUGGGAGUAAAGAAGACCAGAAACAGGAUUUUACAGCAUUUCUUUUGGCCUGGAAUUUUUUCAGACACAUCAAAAUACUGCAGAUCCUGUCCAGAGUGUCAAAAAGAUUAUGCUACAAAGUAUCCAAUUGCAGUAGCUCUAAAAAACCAAGAGGCGGAGACAGUAGCAGAGGCCUUGAUGGGAAUAUUUGCUGACGUGGGUUUUCCAAAUGAAAUCCUCACAGAUCAAGGCAGUAACUUUAUGUCCGAGUUGAUAAAAGAACUGUGUAGAUUACUGAAGGUGAGUAAAUUGGUAAGUUCUCCGUAUCACCCUCAAACAAAUGGCCUGGUGGAAAAGUUUAAUGGCACUUUAAAGAAAAUGUUGAAGGCAUAUGCGGUCAAAGAACCCUCAAAGUGGGACAAACAUCUUCCUUAUGUUCUUUUUGCUUAUAGGGAGGUUCCAAACGAAACCACUGGAUUUUCUCCUUUUGAAAUGCUUUUUGCAAGGCAGGUACGAGGUCCUUUAGCAGUCCUGAAAGAUCACUGGGAAGAACCAGAGAAUUGUCAGUCAUCUGUUCUGAGUUACCUACUCGAAACAAGGGAGCGAUUGAAGGAGUGCACAGAGCUCGCAAAAGAGAAGGAAAAAGUCGAAAAGCACAAGCAGAAAGUGUAUUACGACAGGAAAGCUAGAACAAGACAAUACGAGGUAGGUGACAAAGUUUUAGUAUUGCUACCAUCUAAUACAUCAAAAUUACUUGCACAGUGGAAAGGUCCAUUCGAGAUAACAGAGAAAGUCGGUAAUGUUGACUACAGAGUUAAGGUGAAAAGGAACAAAGAGACAGUAUUUCAUGUCAACAUGCUGAAAAAAUGGUAUGAUCGUGAGGACCAAUGUGAACAAGACUUGUCGAAAGAACAUUUAUCAGCUAUUGACAUACUGGGAGGUGUGUAUGAGAGUAUGGACUACGAUUCUGAAUUUAACGACAGAGCAUCACCUUCGUUAGAACUUCAAAAAGGGGCUGAAGAUGUAAUAUUUUCCGAUACACUGUCAAAUACUCAGGUUUGUCAGUUAAGAGGUUUGUUGAAUGAGUUUUCUGAUGUUUUUAGCGAUAUACCCAACAGAACAGAUGUAGUUCAGCAUUCAGUAAAACUUAAGUCAGACGAUCCCGUCCAUAAGAAGCCGUAUCCUGUGCCCUACGCACUGAGGGAACGCAUGCAGAAAGAGAUAGAUAAUAUGACCGAGAUGAUAUUGGAAUCUACAGUGAGACUUGGGACGAUCAUCUCCAGCAUUUGAGAGUAGUUUUCCAGCGAUUGAGGGAUGCAAAGUUG
Messenger RNA from Magallana angulata, 2837 nucleotides. RefSeq lists its product as uncharacterized. The record is from RefSeq and is a predicted model, not a curated record. Lineage: Eukaryota; Metazoa; Mollusca; Bivalvia; Ostreida; Ostreidae. The transcript has 5 exons. Bases 1 to 2802 code for a protein of 933 amino acids. Gene Ontology annotation, biological process: DNA integration. Gene Ontology annotation, molecular function: zinc ion binding; nucleic acid binding.